AUGAACUAUUUAUUAGCCAACGAUGAGAUAAUGUUCCACACUUAUCAAGCAAAAUCGUCAAAGGCAUACAGUGUAUAUAUUAGACACCUUCACCUAUCCACCAGUACAAAUGACAUACAAACCAGUUUGAUAAACGAAGGUCACGAUGUAAUUCGAGUCACUAAUAUCAUAAAUCGUUUCACCAAAGUGAACUUGCCACUAUUUCGAGCUGAUAUAAUUAUCGCCGAUAACAACAGCGACAUUCUAAAAUUAAAUUCGAUUCUCCACACCAAAGUUAAAGUGGCAAUCCCAAGGAAAAAGUCCGCUCCGUCUCAAUGUACUAAUUGCCAAGCAUAUUUCCAUACGACAAAUUACUGUCGUUACCAUCCACGCUGCGUCAAAUGCGGCCAGAACCAUAUAUCCAGCGAUUGCACGAAAUCACUGUCAGUAUCCACCAAAUUCGCUCUCUGCUCUGGUCCACAUACUUCAUCGUAUAAGGGUUACCCGCGUUACAAAAAAAUCAUAUCUAAACAUGGGAAACCGACAAGCAGAAAUCGUCCUAUCAAAUUAAACCUGCGGCACAACGCAAUGUCAACUCCAAGUCGAAACGGAAUCUUACAUACGCCAAGGUAA
Messenger RNA from Macrosiphum euphorbiae (potato aphid), 612 nucleotides. Lineage: Eukaryota; Metazoa; Arthropoda; Insecta; Hemiptera; Aphididae. The record is from the annotation of a GenBank genome assembly.